AUUUGUUCAGUUCGUGUUUUGUUGCUUGUGGCUCCACCUACCUUUACCAAGUGUUCAUUAACAAUGGCGCCCGUAGCGAAGCCAAAGGAUGCUAAAGAUAAAAGAGAUGUUAAAGAUAAAACCAAAAACCACAUGAGGGAAUUGCAUAUCCGAAAACUAUGCCUAAACAUUUGUGUUGGAGAAUCUGGUGACAGACUUACUCGUGCCGCUAAGGUAUUGGAACAGCUCACAGGCCAACAACCAGUAUUCUCAAAAGCCAGAUACACUGUCAGGUCUUUUGGAAUUCGUAGAAAUGAAAAAAUAGCUGUACAUUGCACAGUCAGAGGUGCCAAGGCUGAAGAAAUCUUGGAAAGGGGUUUAAAAGUUAGAGAAUAUGAAUUGAGAAGAGAUAACUUCUCAGCAUCUGGUAAUUUUGGAUUUGGUAUCCAAGAACACAUUGAUCUUGGUAUCAAAUAUGACCCUAGUAUAGGUAUUUAUGGUCUUGACUUCUAUGUUGUAUUGGGACGACCUGGAUUCAAUGUAGCCCACAGGAGAGCAAAGAGGGGAAAAGUUGGAUUUUCUCACAGGUUGACUAAAGAAGAUGCCAUGAAGUGGUUCCAACAGAAAUAUGAUGGUAUAAUUUUAGCAAGUAAAGCCAAAAAAUAAGAUGUUUAAUGUUAACAUCAUUAAUAAAAAUAUUUUGACAAACUUUGC
Psylliodes chrysocephalus is the source of this 693-nucleotide messenger RNA. NCBI's taxonomy places the organism in Eukaryota, Metazoa, Arthropoda, Insecta, Coleoptera, Chrysomelidae. The record is from the annotation of a GenBank genome assembly.